AACCGAUCCAUCAAAUUGAAUUCAUAAGAAGAGCAUCAUCAUCUAAAUUACCAUUUUUGAUAGCACGGCCUGGCUUCAUCAUCAUACUUUUUUUUUUGAAUAACUGCAACAGUUUAUAUUAGACGACAUGCUUCUCACUGGUGCUUUCAUCUUUGUGAUGAUGGUGUUGUAUGUUGAUGGGAAAUCCAAGUUACCCAAAGACCAAUUCACCUGUACUUCCGGUCUUGCUGCAAAAUGUUUUGGAAGUUCUGGCCCCAUAGAUGCAACUGAAGUAAAGGGUAAAAAAGGGUUUUAUAAAUGUGAUCUUGCAGUAUCUGGUAGGGCAUGUUGUUCAGGGGGCACUUGUAUGAAUCCACAAUCUUGAAAGAUAUCUCGAGGUUGUGACUUUG
This is a messenger RNA of Puccinia graminis f. sp. tritici CRL 75-36-700-3, 389 nucleotides long. RefSeq lists its product as uncharacterized. The transcript is spliced from 3 exons. NCBI's taxonomy places the organism in Eukaryota, Fungi, Basidiomycota, Pucciniomycetes, Pucciniales, Pucciniaceae. Bases 128 to 364 code for a protein of 78 amino acids. The record is from RefSeq and is a predicted model, not a curated record.